AUGCUGCGACUCUUCUCCAAGCGGGCGACCGACGCGCCGCCGGCGUCGCUCGAGGACGCGACCGACUUUCCCGCGCUCGCCGCGCAGCUCUCGGUGGUCGAAGAUCGCCUGCGGACGACGAGCUCGCUCCUCGUGCGCCACAGCCAAGCGCUCGCGGAGCUCAUGCAGACAUCGACCGAGCUGCGCGCGCUGCUCAUACCACCGGCCAACGACGACGACGACACGUUGGCAGACAGCGUCGCGCAGUUCCGCACCACGGCCAUUGCGCCGCUGCAAUCGCUCCUGGGCUCGUUUCCGCACCUCCGCCAUCGCAUGGACCACCGCAAGAGUGCACUCGCCACCACCCAGCGGUACGAAGCCAAGGUGCGCGACAUGCACGGCGAGUCGGCGCGGCUCCAGCGGAACCGGGCCAAGCUACACGCUGCUCAAGAGCGCUUUCAGCAGCUCGAUGCUGACGUGCGCGACCAAGUCAAGUCGCUUCUAGCUCUGGACGUUCGCGCUGUCGUCGAGCCGCCGCUGCUUCAACUGGCCGAGUCCCAGCAGCAGUGGGCAACAGCACUGCAGCACGGCUCGCAGCAGUUGCGCAGUCGCAUUCAACUAGCGUCGCCACGGAUCCUGCCCAAGGCCCGGUCGCUGGACCCACAAGACGACACGGACACGGAAGAAAGUUGCGACAAAGUCGGCUCGUUCCAGCGCCAUGGCUCGGACGAUCUAGACAUCCUCGACAAGAGUCGCGCGAUGCGACCCAAGCACCAACAUGCAUACGGUACCAAGACGUGGGAGAUGCACAAGCACAUCAAAGCGUCAUUGGCGAGUGGCCUCGAUGUACUGGAAGCGGUGCAGCUGCCGCCCGGGUUCGCCAAGCUCGAGUGGAUCGCCGUCCACGUCGUGGAUUUCUUCAACGAAGUGUCGCUGCUCUACGGCACGAUUUCGGAGCUGUGCACGCCGAGUUCGUGCGCGGCCAUGACGGCCGGGCCGUGCUACACGUACCUCUGGGCCGACGACGGCGGCGUCCCGACGGCGUGCAGUGCCAGCGCCUAUGUCGACAAGCUCCUUCGCUGGGUCGAAGUCCAGAUCGAGAACCCGACUCUCUUUCCUUCCGGAACGCUGGCGCCGCCAAGCAGCAUGGAAACGAGCGCGCGCAACAUUCUCAAGCGGCUCUUUCGAGUCUACGCGCACAUUUACCACUCGCACCUGGCCGACUUUGUCGCGCUCCACGCCGAGUCGCACCUCAACUUUAGCUUCAAGCGCUUCGUUUUCUUUGUGCUCGAAUUCGACCUCGUCGAGAAGAAGGAACUCAACGCGCUGCGAAAGCUCAUUGCAACAAUCGCGCCCGGCCGCCUCGACUAG
This is a messenger RNA of Saprolegnia parasitica CBS 223.65, 1350 nucleotides long. RefSeq lists its product as hypothetical. Gene Ontology annotation, molecular function: protein kinase activator activity. The record is from RefSeq and is a predicted model, not a curated record. Gene Ontology annotation, biological process: signal transduction; positive regulation of protein phosphorylation. Gene Ontology annotation, cellular component: nucleus; cytoplasm. NCBI's taxonomy places the organism in Eukaryota, Oomycota, Saprolegniomycetes, Saprolegniales, Saprolegniaceae. The transcript has 8 exons. Bases 1 to 1350 code for a protein of 449 amino acids.